This is a messenger RNA of Papilio polytes (common Mormon), 5632 nucleotides long. RefSeq names its product kinesin-like protein unc-104 (gene unc-104). NCBI's taxonomy places the organism in Eukaryota, Metazoa, Arthropoda, Insecta, Lepidoptera, Papilionidae. Gene Ontology annotation, biological process: microtubule-based movement. The transcript is spliced from 41 exons. The record is from RefSeq and is a predicted model, not a curated record. Gene Ontology annotation, molecular function: microtubule motor activity; microtubule binding; ATP binding. Bases 224 to 5632 code for a protein of 1802 amino acids.
GUGCGGAGUCUUGGGACAGUGAUGAGAAAUAAAUAAAUAAUUAUUAGCUUUUGCGUCCUUGUAAAAACAUUGAUUUGUGCUUUCCGUUUACCUACGAGAUAUUGUUCGCUCUUCUGUGAAGUCAUAUAUGGUAUAUGGCCAAUAGAUAGGUCUUCAUAAGACAAGGUGUAAAUCAGCAAUAGUACCGAUGUGCUAGAGGCAAAGGCUACGAGAAACUUCAGCCAUGUCGUCGGUGAAGGUGGCGGUGCGGGUCCGCCCCUUCAACUCGCGCGAGAUCGCCAAGGAGUGCAAAUGCAUCAUAGAAAUGUCUGGCAAUACUACAGUGAUAAUGAACCCGAAAGCCCUACCGGGCAACAAGGAACCUCCGAAAAGUUUCAACUUCGAUUUCUCUUACUGGUCACACAACCCAAAUGAUCCGGAAUUCUCCUCUCAAAUUAUGGUGUACAAAGACAUCGGAGAGGAGAUGUUACAACAUGCUUUUGACGGUUACAAUAUAUGUAUAUUCGCUUACGGGCAAACCGGCGCUGGCAAAUCUUAUACGAUGAUGGGCCGCGGGGAAGAUGGGCAAGAGGGUAUCAUCCCUCAGAUCUGCAAGGACCUCUUCCGACGCAUCCGACAAACUACAAGCGAUGAUCUUACAUACUCUGUGGAAGUAUCGUACAUGGAGAUAUACUGCGAACGCGUCCGCGAUUUGCUGAACCCCAAGAAUAAGGGCAAUCUGCGUGUGCGCGAGCACCCCGCCCUCGGACCUUACGUGGAGGACCUCAGCAAGCUCGCAGUCACCUCCUACCAGGAUAUAUACGACCUCAUCGACGAGGGAAACAAGGCUAGGACCGUCGCGGCGACCAACAUGAACGAGACAUCGUCUCGCUCUCACGCCGUAUUUACGAUAUUCUUCACACAGCAACGACAUGACAAGACCACCAAUCUUAUGUCAGAGAAGGUGUCAAAGAUAUCCUUAGUGGAUCUAGCCGGGUCCGAACGUGCGGACUCUACCGGCGCUAAGGGCACCCGCCUCAAAGAGGGUGCGAAUAUCAACAAGUCUCUUACCACCCUUGGAAAAGUCAUUUCCGCCUUGGCUGAGAUCGCGUCGAAGAGCAAGAAGUCAAAGAAAGCAGAUUUCAUCCCGUACCGUGACUCUGUGCUGACCUGGUUACUCCGGGAGAACCUCGGCGGUAACUCCAAGACCGCUAUGAUUGCGGCCAUCUCUCCGGCCGAUAUUAACUAUGAUGAAACACUUAGUACUCUUAGAUAUGCCGACCGCGCUAAACAGAUCGUGUGUAAGGCUGUUGUUAACGAGGAUGCCAACGCGAAACUCAUCCGAGAGCUCAAAGAGGAAAUUCUCAAACUGCGUGAGCUUCUCAAAGCCGAAGGAAUCGACGUCGAAGAAGCCGAGGAGAUAUCGCCGGCUCGCAAGAAGAGCGAGGAGGCGGUACUGUCGCCCAAGUUGUCGCGCGCUGCGACCACCAUUGCUGAAGAGGCCGUCGAUCAACUGCAGGCCUCAGAAAAACUCAUCGCUGAGUUAAAUGAAACCUGGGAGGAGAAAUUGAAACGUACGGAGCAGAUCCGAGUGCAACGAGAGGCGGUUUUCGCUGAGAUGGGCGUGGCCGUUAAAGAAGGCAUUACUGUGGGCGUGUACUCGCCUAAGAAGACGCCCCAUCUCGUCAACUUGAACGAAGACCCGAAUCUGUCUGAAUGUCUUAUAUACUACAUUAAAGAUGGUGUGACUCGCCUGGGCACCUCGGAGGCCAACGUGCCGCAAGACAUCCAGCUGUCGGGCUCGCACAUCCUCAGCGAGCACUGCAUAUUCGAGAACACGGACGGCGUCAUCUGCCUCAUCCCGCACCGCGGCGCGCUUGUGUACGUCAACGGACGUGAGGUGCACGAGCCAAUAAUCCUGAAGACAGGCUCUCGCGUGAUCCUGGGCAAGAACCACGUGUUCCGCUUCACGCAUCCCGGACAGCGCUAUGAACCUUCAUCCCUCGCCAGCAAGGAGCUAGCAGACACCAAUACAGAGACAAUCGAAACUAAUAACGAUGAAGGCAAGGAGGGCGAGAACAUAGACUGGGACUUCGCGCAGUGCGAGCUGCUGGAGAAGCAGGGCAUCGACCUGAAGGCGGAGAUGCAGAAGCGGCUGCUGGCGCUGGAGGAGCAGUUCCGCAGGGAGAAGGAGCACGCGGACCAGCAGUUUGAGGAGCAGAGGAAGAACUAUGAAGCUCGUAUCGACGCGCUGCAGCGUCAGGUGGAGGAGCAGAGUGUCACCAUGUCCAUGUACAGCUCCUACACUCCUGAGGACUUCCACAAUGAUGAGGAUAUCUUCGUGAACCCCCUGUUUGAGACAGAGUGUUGGUCGGCGCGCGAGGUGGGGCUGGCCGCGUGGGCGUUCCGCAAGUGGAAGUACCACCAGUUCACCUCGCUGCGGGACGACCUAUGGGGCAACGCUAUAUUCUUGAAGGAAGCGAACGCGAUAUCAGUGGAACUCCGUAAGAAGGUGCAGUUCCAAUUUACCCUCCUCACUGACACGCCCUACUCCCCCCUGCCGGCCGAGCUCGCCCCCAGGGAUGACGCGGACGACGAGUACCGCCCCGGCGCGCCCACUGUCGUUGCCGUCGAGGUCACCGACACCAAGAACGGCGCCACGCACUACUGGACCUUGGAGAAACUACGCCAUCGGCUGGAGCUCAUGCGACAGAUAUACAACAUGAACGAGACGUGCGGGGAGGAGGAGGUGUCCCCUCCGCUGCCCGCGCUCCCCGCCCCGCCCCCGCCCGCGGAGCCCGCGCCCGCCCCCGCCCCCGCCCCGCACUCGCCCGACAUACUGCAGUGCAUAUCCGCCAGGCUCUCGCUAGCCAACCUGCUGCCCUCCAGACAAAGACUGGAGCUGAUGCGAGAGAUGUAUCACAACGAGGCGGAGCUCUCUCCCACGUCGCCGGAUCAUAACAUAGAGUCGGUGACUGGAGGUGAUCCAUUCUAUGACCGCUUCCCUUGGUUCCGUAUGGUUGGACGGAGCUUCGUUUACCUUUCGAACCUGCUGUACCCGGUUCCGCUCAUUCACAAAGUGGCGAUAGUGAAUGAGAAGGGAGACGUGAAGGGCUAUUUGCGAGUGGCCGUACAGGCGGUUAUCGACACCGAAAAGAACAACGCGGAGCUGGCGGCGGGCGUGAAGCAGUCCGCUAAGAUAUCGUUCGAGGACGAGGCGGCGCCGGCGCGCAGCCGCCUCAAGACGCUCUCCGCGCUCUCCGCGCUCUCCGCCGUCGACAAGAACAACGCCCUCAACCUGGAGGACCGCAUCGAAGGACAAGAUUCUAACAUUAAGAUCGAAGAGCUAGGUCUGGGCGUGGGCGAGUGCGACGCUGACAGUGGACGCGGCGACAGCUCGCUGGCUUCCGAGCUGAAGGAUGAAGAGCUUCCGGAGCACCUGGCGCCAGGACGAGACUUCACCUUCCGCGUCACCGUGCUGCAGGCGCACGCCGUCUCCACUGACUACGCUGAUGUCUUCUGCCAGUUCAACUUCUUACAUCGCAAUGAAGAUGCAUUCUCAACAGAACCGGUUAAGAACACCGGCAAAAACACGCCUCUCGGUUUCUAUCACGUACAAAAUAUUACAGUACCGGUGACGAAAUCGUUUGUCGAAUAUAUUAAAACACAGCCGAUCGUUUUCGAAGUAUUUGGACAUUAUCAACAACAUCCACUGCACAAGGAUGCGAAACAAGACGGUCCAGUAGCGGGACGCACUCCCCCGCGACGCAUGCUACCCCCAUCUAUCCCCAUCUCGGCGCCGGUGCGCAGCCCCAAGUGGGGCGCGGCCAGCGUGGCGCCGCCCUGCUGCUCCUCACAUCUGCACUCCAAGCACGACCUCCUCGUCUGGUUCGAGAUCUGCGAGCUCGCGCCCAGCGGCGACUACGUGCCCGCCGUGGUGGAGCACAGCGACGAGCUGCCGUGCCGCGGGCUGUUCGUGCUGCACCAGGGCAUCCAGCGCCGCAUCCGCAUCACCAUCCUGCACGAGCCCUCCUCCGACCUGCAGUGGAGCGAUGUGCGGGAACUUGUUGUCGGUCGUAUCCGCAACACGCCGGAGGCCAACGAGGAGUCGUCGGAGGGCGAUGAAGAUGGCGCGCUCUCGCUCGGCCUCUUCCCCGGCGAGCGGCCCACACUCGAUGACCGCGCCAUCUUCCGAUUCGAAGCGGCGUGGGACAGCAGCCUGCACGGCUCGCCCUUGCUAAAUAGGGUCAGCGCUAACGGAGAAGUCGUCUAUAUCACGCUCAGCGCUUAUCUUGAGGUGGAGAACUGCGGCCGUCCUGCCAUCAUCACCAAGGAUCUGUCAGUUGUGGUGGUAGGUCGCGAACGUUCGGGACGUUCGCUGCGUCGUGCGCUGUUCGGUUCGCGAGCCGCUCGCGCUGAUCACCUCACUGGAGUAUACGAACUUAGCCUGCACCGCGCCCUCGAGCCUGGCGUGCAGCGCAGACAGCGCCGCGUGCUGGACACUAGCGGCACGUACGUGCGCGGCGAGGAGAACCUGCACGGCUGGCGGCCGCGCGGGGACUCGCUCAUAUUUGACCAUCAGAAGAAGCGUAUCGUGCGUAAGCUGGUAUAUGAUUGGCCGCAGGACGUUGUGGAUAGCGCCCAGUGGGAGCUGGAGAAGAUGACGCGCCUGGAGCAGGUCGGCCGCACGCGCCACUUCCUCGCGCUGCGCGAGCGUCUGCGACACGGACACGAGAAUACCGUCGCUCCCAAUGACUUCACUAAGACAGAGAAGGAGGUGUGCAACAUGGCGGCGAAGGCGGCGGGCGAGUGCGCGCACGGCGGACACGGCACGCACGGCACGCACGGCGCGCACGCGCACGGCACGCACGCGACGCACGCACACGCGCACGCUGACGACGUCUACGAGCCUUGGGAGAUGACCCCGCGCGAGAAGGAUCUCGCCGCUAAAUACGUCAAACUUAUACAAGGACGGAUAGGUUCAGCAUCAGGUGGUGCGGAGGGCGGUGCGGGUGCGGGUGCGGGGGGCGCGGCGUCCCCCGCCAGCCCCGUGGACGAGGGCGUGUCCGCCGACAUCUCCACCCCCAGCCUGCUCUCCUCCAUACACAGCGCCAGCAGCUUCGAAUUGUGCUCCCCGGAGCGGUCUAUGCUGGAGCGCGCGGUGGCGGCGUGGGGCGGGGCGGGGGGCGGCGGCGCGGGCGCGCUGCUGGUGCCCGACUGCGAGGAGGUGCGCGUCUCCGCCGCCGUCGCGCGGCGCGGCUACCUCAACGUGCUGCAGCACGGCACACAUGGCUGGAAGAAGAGAUGGCUGGUGGUGCGGCGGCCGUACGUGUUCAUGUACCGCGAGGAGCGCGACCCCAUCGAGCGCGCGCUCAUCAACCUCGCCAACGCGCACGUCGAGUACUCCGAGGACCAGGAGCAGAUGGUGCGCAUGCCCAACACCUUUAGCGUGGUGAGCAAGGAGCGCGGCUACCUGCUGCAGACGCUGGGCGACAAGGAGGUGCACGACUGGCUCUACGCCAUCAACCCGCUCCUCGCCGGACAGAUUAGGUCGCGGUCCGCGCGGCGCGGCGACCGGCCGGCGGGGGGCGCGGGGGAUCAAAUGCUUGUAGUUUGGGACCAAACCGGUGCACUGUAUCGGAAGGCGGGGUAA